Molecule: messenger RNA, 2237 nt
Organism: Cyprinodon tularosa
Lineage: Eukaryota; Metazoa; Chordata; Actinopteri; Cyprinodontiformes; Cyprinodontidae
Gene: hoxd11a
Product: homeobox D11a
Exons: 2
Coding region: 156-1019 (287 amino acids)
Biological process (GO): anatomical structure development; regulation of transcription by RNA polymerase II
Cellular component (GO): nucleus
Molecular function (GO): RNA polymerase II cis-regulatory region sequence-specific DNA binding; DNA-binding transcription factor activity, RNA polymerase II-specific
Source: RefSeq, a predicted model, not a curated record
CAUGACACAAUUACCUCAGGAAUCGAUCAAGAUGUAUUGCAGGUCUGCCUGCGUUUCCGAUUUUGCCUCCCUGUCGGGGUCUUUCCACACGCCCGUAGUGCUACAGAUGGACAAAGUUUAACGCGGUCGAGCCACCAACUCCGUCCCUCUGUUGCAUGGAGGAAAGAGGAAGAAGGAAAAUGACGGAAUUCGACGACCGAAGCUGUGCGUCAAAUAUGUUUUUGCCCAGUUGCACUUAUUACGUUUCGACGCCCGAUUUCACCUCAGUCUCCUCCUUUCUACCGCAGACCACUUCGUGUCAGAUCAAUUUUCCCUAUUCGCCAAACAUAACCCAAGUCCAACCUGUCCGAGAGGUCGCUUUCAGGGAUUAUGGACUGGACCAUCCGAAAUGGCACUACAGGGGCAAUUACGCUUCCUACUACUCAACAGACGACAUAAUGCACCGGGAACUGAUCCAGUCGUCGAGCGGCAGGGCAGAUGUUAUAUUUAAAAAUGAGCCCUUGUACGGUCAUCAUGGGGGAACCAGCGCGCAGUGCAAUUUCUUCGCAGGAGUGGGUCGAAACGGUGUUCUCCCCCAGGGCUUCGAUCAGUUCUUUGACUCUCCGAACACGGAGCUUCCCAAACAAAAGGCUGCUGAGCCUGCUUCCCACGAUCACCGUGAUGACCAUGAUGCCACGAUCAUCAGCCAGGCUGUAACCAAAUUGGAGCAACAAAACGCAGAGCCUCCCGGCAGCGCCGACGAGGACUCAUCCUCUAACUGUGGCGACAAGAACAAUCGUCAGAGUUCAUCAACCAAGUCCAGGAAGAAGAGGUGUCCAUACUCCAAAUACCAAAUCCGAGAACUUGAACGAGAGUUUUUCUUCAACGUGUACAUUAACAAAGAGAAGCGUCUCCAGCUGUCCAGAAUGCUAAAUUUGACAGAUCGCCAGGUGAAGAUUUGGUUUCAGAAUAGAAGAAUGAAGGAGAAAAAACUCAACCGCGAUCGCCUACAAUAUUUUACUGGGAAUCCUUUAUUCUGAUGUAUGAGGCUUGAGAUAAUCAUUCAAACGCAAACACAGACUCAGCUGAAGAAGCUCCUAGGUACUAUGUAAGAGCUGCAACCUAACAUGCCCAUUUAUUUCAUAUGGGUGGUACGAUUAUUUUAAUGUAUUCAAUCAUAUAUUGGCUUUAUUGUCAGUUCAGAAUAUUUUUAUUCUAAAUCAUACCAAGUAGCAUAUAUUGUCCUUUUCUUUAUUUUUCUUUUUUGUAGACAUAUUUGUGACAUGCAUGUAAUAAAUGUUGUGUAUUGUGAAAUGAUAAGCAAACCAAAUGGUUCUCCGUUACAAAAUUGCUUUAAUUGUGCUAAACAAAGAUUUACUAUAAUAAUUUUUGUCUUUUCUUUUAAAGCAUUAAGGAGCAGAAACUUCAGUUUGGCACUCAAACGCUUAUUUUGUUCCGUUGUUUCCUCGGCUUUGAAAAACUGAAUUGUUUGCUAAACCUUGAACCGUCUAGACAGCGCAAUAAAUGGUAGCUGUAAAGGUCUAAAUAAGGGGCUAUUGGACUGUGGUGUCUCAGCCCCCAAACCACAUGAAAACGCAUCCUUCCGGUCUUAAAGCGCUUUAACUUCUAACAUCUAGAGACUUUUCUCUGCCCCUUUCAAGCGAAUUCAGCUUCAGUUUUGUCUUUUUUAAUGGGGCGCUGAGAGGGAAACGAGAUUACUUUUCUCCUGUUUUAGAGUUUUUAAAUGUGCUGGAAUGUGCUUUAAAUUAGUUUUGUGUCUCCUUUCUGCAUCUGACUGCAACAAUUCCUCCCCUCUUUCUCAGAAACCUAUUAAUAAUACAUGCAGUGCAGAACAAAUCACUGGUGAUUUCAUGUGAAUAUGAAUUAAUGUUGAAGGUAUUUCUGAUUUUUUUUCUUCUUUUUGAUUCAUGUCCUCUAAUUUCCUUGGAUCGUGAUUUACUACCGACAUGAAAGCAGAUCACCAACUGAGUGGAGUGUUUCUUUUUGAUUCACAUUUUAUCCACAUGAGGGCAGACUUUCAAAUCUAACUGAGUGAAAAUGCAGACUUAAGCAAAUUUAACAUGGAAAGCAACCAGCCCGAGGUUAGGACAGUCUGUUCUGCCCAAGGUUUACUGAGAUUUUAUUUUAAGCAGUUCCUUAAACCGAAUAAUUUAUUUCAGUAGUUAGAUUUUCUUUCUUUCUUUCUUUCUUUCUUUCUUUCUUUCUUUCUUUCUUUCUUUCUUUCUUUCUUUCUUUCU